Messenger RNA from Pseudogymnoascus destructans, 306 nucleotides. RefSeq lists its product as uncharacterized. NCBI's taxonomy places the organism in Eukaryota, Fungi, Ascomycota, Leotiomycetes, Thelebolales, Thelebolaceae. The record is from RefSeq and is a predicted model, not a curated record. The transcript has a single exon. The coding region runs from base 1 to 306 and encodes 101 amino acids.
AUGUCCAACCUCACAACCCUCCCCACCCUCACUACCACCGGCGGCCCCACCUUCCCAACCUACACCUUCACCAACUCCUCCCUCUCCAGCACCCACAUCCGCACCACCACCGACACCCACGGCGACGUCGAGACCAUCACCGACAUCACCGUCGUCCAGCCCACCGACGCCUCCAGCACCACCAGCACCACCAGCACCUCCAGCAGCGCCCCUCUGGGCACCAGUGCGGGCGAGAAGGUGAGGUUGGGGAUGGGGGCUUGGGUUGUGGCGCUUUUGGCGGUGAGUGUGGGGAUGGGGUUUAUGUGA